Gloeophyllum trabeum ATCC 11539 is the source of this 1362-nucleotide messenger RNA. RefSeq lists its product as uncharacterized. Bases 1 to 1362 code for a protein of 453 amino acids. The record is from RefSeq and is a predicted model, not a curated record. NCBI's taxonomy places the organism in Eukaryota, Fungi, Basidiomycota, Agaricomycetes, Gloeophyllales, Gloeophyllaceae. The transcript has 2 exons.
AUGGAAUCAAGUGUAACAACGCGUACCAUUCUUCUGAACUACUGCCAACUACCACCUCGCCUGCGUAUGAUUGACUUCCGUGGCCUUACACUGCGACACAAGGUAGACGAAGACGUCCUGGACCCCAAAGCUCCAUGGGAGCCCUUGAAAUCUAUCCAUUCCGCAUCCCAUCCCUACAUUAUCACCAUCGACACUUUUGGCGCUGCAUCUCACGUCUGGUCGAUAGACUCAGGCAGUCCGACGUACGUGACAAAGCUCGAGCAAACCCUCCCGGGAGAGAUCUUGCCUCAUAGGUCGGCGGUCACGUAUGCCCCCACCCACUCCAUACUGGCAAUCGGGUAUGACUUUCCCCCGUCUCUCAGAGAUGACAGGAAAGACAAGCCAGCCGUUAUGCGGGCGUAUUCAAUAGGUUCAGGACAGCUAUUGAAGGAGGAUGAGCUCCCCGGGCGGCUUGCCUUGGGCACAUCCUCGAUACGCUGCUCCUCGGACUAUAUGGCUGUAGCCAUGGGUGAGCCGGCGCCCCAGAUCAUCGUCUUCAGAGUCGAAUCCUCAGGUUUCCACGAAGUCCUACGCGUGCCUUCCCUGACCCAGAAGGAUAUUUUCAUCCCAGUGCAGCUCUUCGAUCGGGGGGAGGACUUCACACUAUUGACCUCGUCGACCUCCGUACCUUCGAGUAGCCUCACCCUCGCAUUGUACUCCCGCUCGGGUGAGAGCGCCCGGACGGACCUCACCGUCCCCGAGGAUCGUGCCGACUGGCUCGAGCCCGGCGCAACGACGAUGCUUCCGGACGGCACUACCGUGCUCCACGUCAAGGGCACGCAGUCGUCCUGCGACCACCAUCCUGAUUCCACGCGCAGCACUGUUUACGCCCUCGCUCCUGGUCUCACGAUAUCCUGGAUACGGCGUUUCGACUCCGUGGUCAAGAAAGUCACUUGCCACCCUGCGCUGCAGGCGAUCGUAAUCCUCAGCUCGCGGGGAAAGUUUAGCGAUUCCGUACACACACUCAUCAUUUCUUUUCUGAGCCCUGUCAGCGGAGAGGUGAUAAGGGAGGCAUCAUUCCGCUACCAGCCCGAGACCUACCUCACAGCGCAGUGCACUCUCACCGACGAGCUGGUCAUUGUCACCAAGGCCGGAGGCCUUAGUGUUCUCCCCCUGCAAACUAUCUCGGACGAAGGCUUCAAAGAUAAAAGUGCAGAAGAGAUGCUAAUCACGCGGGCAUCGCCUGUGCAGCCAGAGCCGUACAACACGAAGGCUCGCAAGGCCGGUGAUAGGUGGGGAUGGGUUGAUCACUGUAUUGUAUACUCCAAGGGAGUGGUAUUAUUCCCGUUGAGGGGACCAGACAUGUAUGUGACGCGAUGGUAA